AUGAGCGACCAUUCACCGUGUAUUCCUGUUCCACGAAACUCUCACCAAACAAAUAUCUUUCAACAUAAUAGCGCCUUUCGACAAUUACGAACACCUGACAUUAGCCAUCAAGUGAUGCCGAUGUCUUCACGGUUCACAAUUAGAGAAAGGUCCUUUAAUAAUGCUGGGUCAACGGAAACUCCUAAAGUUGUCGGUUGUAAACGGAAACCAAGUGAACACGACAACGAUGUUUCAAUGAGUGAUUCUAGAAGUCCCCCUAGCUCUCCAAAAGAUAUUCAUCAAGAUAUGGAUAGAGAAUUUUAUAACCCGGCAAAAAGAACGAAGACCGGCAGUUUUAAAGAUUUUCCAUUUAAUAAACUAUUAGCAACGCUCGAUAAACCACAAUUGUUGACUUUAAUAAAUAACCUUGUCGAUACACAUCCCCAUCUUCAGUCAGAAAUCGCUUCAAACAUACCUCGACCUACUAUUCAAUCAGUAACAUCUACCUUGAACGGUCUGGAAAAGAGACUCCAAGAGAGUUUUCCAUAUACCAAAUGGGGACCAAAGGAAGAUGAUUAUAGCUUUAACAGAGUUAAACCUGCAAUUGUUGAAAUGAAGAAUGCGAUCUUGGAUUAUGCAGCUCACUUUACCUCACCAGAAGAAUUUCCGACAACCACUUUCACCUUCCUUCAUCUGGCUACAAGUUACGCACAACGUCUACCCAACUGGGGAAACAAUCUUCAUAAUGAGUUGAAACGUGAUCUAUUGACAAAAUUAGCUGAUGAUUGGAAAAAAGCUAUCAAUAGUGCAUCGAGUAAAGUGAGUGAAGGCAAGAUCUACGGACAAUUGGUUGUUAGCGAGUGGGCUAAAAACCUUGCACAACAUAAUAACGAUACAAAUGGAAACUUUCAGGAAGCAUUUGACACUUUUGUAGAAAAGUUUGGAUGGAUAAUUGAGAUUCAAAAAACCACUACAUCUUCGAACUCUUCGUCACACUUCACCAAUCCAAUGUAUUAUUAUUCAAAUCCUGUGAUGCCAGUUUAG
Molecule: messenger RNA, 1023 nt
Organism: Ambispora gerdemannii
Lineage: Eukaryota; Fungi; Glomeromycota; Glomeromycetes; Archaeosporales; Ambisporaceae
Source: the annotation of a GenBank genome assembly